Poecilia latipinna (sailfin molly) is the source of this 3635-nucleotide messenger RNA. Its product is annotated as dihydropyrimidinase-related protein 5-like. Gene Ontology annotation, cellular component: cytosol; cytoplasm. The record is from RefSeq and is a predicted model, not a curated record. NCBI's taxonomy places the organism in Eukaryota, Metazoa, Chordata, Actinopteri, Cyprinodontiformes, Poeciliidae. Bases 989 to 2518 code for a protein of 509 amino acids. The transcript is spliced from 12 exons. Gene Ontology annotation, molecular function: hydrolase activity, acting on carbon-nitrogen (but not peptide) bonds, in cyclic amides.
AAAGGAUUCCCAAUUUGCAGAGCUUUCUGUGUUUACAUCGCCAUAUUCUGAGAGCAGGGCUGAUAUGUAAUUACAGGAGUUAUCCUGAAUAAAUCAGAUGUCUCGUUCUCAUCUCGGCGUCCAUGAUGACUCGUCACUUUAUAGCGUUUUACGGCGACAUGAGCUGAAAGGUGACGGACGCUGAAUGUCGAACAAACCCACAGACACAACUGCUCCCUCUUCUCCCUGCUCAUCAUUCCCUCUCUCGUCUCCUCCCUGAUGCCACCAGAAAAAAAAUAAAAAUAGCCUGGGGACAAAUGUAGCUCGCUAGCCGUCUCCAUGGAUAUCGAGGGGGUGCUGCAAAGACUGCCGCAAAUCUUUUCACUCACGCCAUUGUGCUGAAGAACAAUGGUCCUCAGACACACACCCCUCUCCCUCUGCCGACCUCCUCCACAGUCCCUCUGGGGUCAGAUGCUCACUGAGGCAGGCACUCGUACACAAAAACACACUGUCGUCUGUGGUUAUCCAGUUUUACUGUAGUAAAUCUGCUUCUAGGGCCUGGAAAAUUAUUAAGUACUGAAGUCGUAAAGUAAUAACAUAGUAAUGGGUUUAAAUAGCUCAUGAUUGCACCAUGAGGAGCCGUCAGCCUGGCACGUUAACUACUGAUAGAUGUAUCCUUCACAUGUAAGGAUCAUUGUUAAAGGUCUUAAAGUUCAUGGUUGGGGAUGAGGCUGUGUUGAUUAUUAGAUUGUGGUUCUGUAAAUAUUUACUGGGUUAACAAGUGCAUCUUUUCUGUAAUGUUACAUAACAUUUUAUUCAAAACAGGCUCAUGUCAGCAUGUGACAUGUUCAUUUUGAACUGUAGAUUAAUGAAAUAAACAAAUAAAUAAAUAAUAAAGGUUAAUGUUUCUACAUUAACCUUUAUUGUAUGAACGUUAAAGGUAAUUUUAUACUGGUAAUUUUACAUUCUGCUUUCUGUCUAUGUUUAAGUUAAUUUAUGUCUUGAAAACAUGUUAAAAAAAAGUACAUCAAGAAAAACUAGUUUCCAUUCAAAAGAUAUAUACUUUGCUUUUAAAGCAUUUACCUACACAUGGGAUUUCCUCCAGGCUGCUUUAGCUGGUGGUACAACGAUGGUGAUCGGACAUGUUCUGCCAGAGAAGAAUGAGUCUUUGCUGGAAGCGUACGAGAAGUGCCGCAGCAUGGCUGACCCAAAAGCUUGCUGUGAUUACUCUCUUCAUGUUGGAGUUACAUGGUGGGGACCCAAGGUCCGAGAUGAGAUGGAGAAACUUGUGAGAGAGAAAGGAGUGAACUCCUUCCAGAUGUUCAUGGCCUACAAGGAGACGUUCAUGCUAAGGGACAGCGAACUCUUCCAGGCCCUGCAGCACUGUAAGGACAUCGGGGCCAUCGCAAGGGUCCACGCUGAGAACGGGGAGCUGGUCGCCGAGGGUGCCAAGGAAGCGUUAGACCUCGGGAUCAGUGGCCCGGAGGGGAUUGAAGUCAGUCGACCUGAAGAGCUGGAAGCAGAAGCAACGCACAGGGCAAUCACAAUCGCCAACAGGGCCCACUGCCCGAUCUAUCUGGUCAAUGUGUCCAGCAUGUCUGCAGGCGACGUGGUGGCUGCAGCCAAGAUGCAAGGUAAGGUUGUCCACGGAGAGACGACCACGGCCCACGCCGUCCUGAACGGCAUGCAGUACUACCACCUGGACUGGUCUCACGCGGCCGCCCACGUCACCGUGCCUCCUCUCCGCCUGGACCCCAGUACUCCCAACUUCCUGAUGAGUCUGCUGGGAAACGACACUCUGAACGUCCUGGCGUCCGAUCACCGUCCGUUCACAGUCAAGCAGAGGGCCAUGGGCAAGGAUGAUUUCACAAAGAUCCCUCACGGCCUUCCAGGCGUUCAGGACCGUAUGAGCGUCAUCUGGGAGCGGGGGGUGGUUGGAGGCAAAAUGGACGAGAAUCGUUUCGUCGCCGUCACAAGCUCUAACGCGGCCAAGAUUUACAACCUGUACCCGCGGAAAGGCCGGAUCAUCCCCGGAGCAGAUGCUGAUGUGGUGGUCUGGGACCCCGAGGGAUCCAAGACCAUCUCAGUGGACAACCAGUUCCAGGGAGGCGACGUAAACCUGUACGAAGGUCUGCGUUGUCGCGGCGUGCCCCUGGUUACCAUCAGCCGCGGGCGUCUGGUCUAUGAAAACGGCAUGUUCACGUGCGCAGAGGGUUCUGGGAAGUUCUGCCCUUUGAGGACUUUCCCAGACUACCUCUACAAGAAGAUGGUGCAGAGAGAAAAGAGCCAGGCGGUGAAAGCUGUUGAGCGGGAGCCCUACAACGGUGAUGUUGUUGCCGUGGUGAAUUCGGGAAAAAGGGACAUGGGCGCUCCGGACCUGGACACCCCAACGCGCCCCUGCACCCGUCAUGGCGGCGUGAGGGACCUCCACGAGUCCAGCUUCAGCCUGUCUGGUGCUCAGAUUGACGACAACAUUCCAAAGAGAUCCUCGGCUCGGAUCCUGGCCCCUCCUGGAGGGAGAUCCAGCGGGAUCUGGUAGACGAAGCCCAACGCGGGGGAAAAUGUGCGGCGGAGCAAGGCGACUCAUCUUUCUUUUAAAACAAGUCGAUUCUGUAUGAAGCGAUCGAGUCACAUUUUGGUUUGUUUGGUUUUUUUAUCUUGAAUUUUGCUGUUAUUUAAGACCAUAAAACCGUAUCCAUGUCGAUUUGCUGAAUAUUAAACAUUUGUCACGUUGUAACAGUGACCAAAAUUCAGUCAAAAGGUAACCAAAUAUGAAAGCAGCAUAAAAAAAAAAACGAUUUGUUGUUGAGUUCUUUUAGUUUUUUUUUUUUUUUUUUUUUUUUUGGAUCAUGUUAGGGGAAAGCACUGUACCGUAUAGUUUAGAAAACAUUGUUUUUAUGAAACAAUUGUGUUACCUCACUGUAAGAUACAACUUUUUGCACUUGUGUCAUGUACUGUUUAGAUGCCUUUUUACAUCCUUUAAUGUCAUAAGAUGAUUUUUACUGCGGGCCGUGGUGAAUGAAUUGUAACUAUUGUAUAUGUAUUACAACAACUCGUCGGUUUUGAUCAGCUGAUGGAAGGAAAAAGGAAAAAUUACCUACACUUUCUUUUUUUUAAUGUGUAUAUAUUUUUAUGUUUGGAUUGUUUUGCGUUCUAGGGAUCAAAAAGACGAAGGAGUUCAGAUUAGCGUCUCAGUUGAUGUUUACAGCAGGAUGGGUUUCUUUUUCCCACCCCACUAAAUGUGAACGAACCUCCGCCGUGACUUUUUUUUUGUUUUUUCUAUGUAUGUGUGUUAUGAUCGCUACUAUCAUGUCAAGCACAACUAUUCAUUUUGCUUUUCUUUAUAACCACACUGAGCAAAAAGUCUCACCCAGAUGGCCUUUUUAACACCUAACCCCCCUCAAACAAAAAGAACGUAGAUCAUGACGUGUCAGUCGCCGUCAUUUCUGUCCUGGUUCUUUUGGGGGCGGAGCUUAAACGCUCCCACCAACACUUCCCGGCUAGCUGACGUCGCCACUGUGAAGCAUGUGGAAGUGUUUUCACAGUGUGUUGGCGUCGGGAAGUUAGUGCCAGGCGUCUACAUGCCUUCAGAUGUUAACAGUAUGUGUGAUUGUUUAGUUAGAGCAGAAACACACUAGUGCUUUUGUUGUCUUUUU